Messenger RNA from Xylona heveae TC161, 846 nucleotides. RefSeq lists its product as hypothetical. Lineage: Eukaryota; Fungi; Ascomycota; Xylonomycetes; Xylonales; Xylonaceae. The transcript has a single exon. Bases 1 to 846 code for a protein of 281 amino acids. The record is from RefSeq and is a predicted model, not a curated record.
AUGACGUGUGAUAUUACAAACACGCCAUGGGCGACCGAUCAGCUUCCUCGAUAUUCGAGGGACCCAGAGACGAGCUCGAUCUUGUCCGAAGCUCCCUCUUAUCACACGUCGAUGGUGCUUCCCCCUCCGCCACCGUUCUCCGUGGCAGUCUCCAGUCGUAACCGGACCGCUUCAACCACAGCAACGGGACUCCCAAGCCUCGACGAGGUGUCUGCCUUCUCCUCCAGGGCGCGGAACCGGGGUGGCAGAAGGGCAUCCGAUUUCGAUGGACAUACAUAUGCUAUCAGUCCCUGGUCAUCCACGCAGACUAGCCAUCAGGCAAAGCACUAUCAUGCAGUCGCGAGGCGCCGAGCUGCAGCGAACGAUUCAUUUUCAAUGGUGGCGUCCGCCAUGUCGACCGUUCUAAAUAGUGCCAAUUCGCAGAAUGCUCCUGGAGCUUCAGCGGCAUCUAACUCCGCAAUGCCACCGGAUACCUCCUCUCCAUCCUCCGCCUCACUCAGCCCCUCGUCAUCUUCGUCUGAUGCAUCAUCGACCAACUUGAUCCCUUCUGAUGAGUCGAGCACCGCAGCAUCUACACCGAGCGCAGAUGACGAGCUAGAGAGCUGGUUGGAAGACCCGGGCUUAGUCGGGCAGGAGGCAGCAGAUCGAGCACGUAAACAGCGCCUGUAUAUCCGUAGCUGUCGCGAGGAACAGGAGAACUGCGCUCUCCGUCAGGAGAACAAGUCCUGGGAUUUCAUGCUUGGCCAGAUGUCGGACUGGCAGGAACGGCAGCGCAGCUGGGCCAAGUUUCGCGACGAAGUUCGUGGGACGCGUCUCCUUGGGCGCCGCCUCGGACUGCGGAAAUGA